AAUGGGAUCAUCGUGAAACUCGAAGAUCGGAUCAACCGCUCUCUCGCUCUCAAACCCUAGACUGUAGAGCCAUCCCUCCCCCUCCCCUCCUCCUCCCCCAUCACGUGAGUCUUGAGGUUUUUGGUCUUCAUUUUUUGAAGAGUUGCUUCAGGCUUCCGCACAAACGACGAAGUUCCGGUUCUUAGAGUCUAUGUUUUGUCGCAGGUUUCACAUGGCCUUGGGAUGCACCGAGAGGAAGAGAGAAAGAGAGAAGGGACCGAUACUGUGAUCCGACGACGGAGUUUAGCAAUAUCUUAAACGUAAACCCCACCGAGAUUUUGAAAGACAAAAAUGUCGUCAUCGAACUCUCCCUGCGCAGCGUGCAAGUUUUUGAGGCGGAAGUGCACGCAAGAGUGCGUGUUCGCACCCUAUUUCCCACCGGACCAACCCCAAAAGUUCGCCAAUGUGCACAAGGUCUUCGGCGCCAGCAACGUCGCCAAGCUUCUUAACGAGCUCAACGCGGCGCAGCGCGAAGACGCCGUGAACUCGCUGGCGUACGAGGCCGAGGCUCGUCUUCGGGACCCAGUGUAUGGCUGCGUGGGCUUCAUCUCCAUUCUUCAGCACAGGUUGAAACAGGUCCAGACUGAUCUAUUUAAUGCCAAGAAGGAGCUUGCUUCCUAUAUUGGCCCUCAGGCUAUGCUCACCAUUCUUCAACCCCCGGGAUAUAUGACCCAACAGCAGCACCCUGGCAAUCCUUCGUCGUCGGCUGUUUUGCCCUACAACAUGUCGCCUAUGCUUGGGAUUCCCACUGGGGCUCCUACGCGUGGUGGGGCAUUGGUGAUUCGCGAGCCCCAGCAACAGCAUCAUCAGCACCAGUUAUUUGAGGCACAGCAAUUGGCUGCGGCUGUGGCUGCGAGAGAGCAACAGGAGAUUUUACGGAGUUAUGAGCAGCAGCAACAAUUACAGCAGCACGCGCAGCCUCACCAACACCAGCACCAGCACCAGCACCAGCACCAGCACCAAGCAGAACUCGUAAGGUUCAACAGUGGGUUCGACCCGGCGGCCGCAGCGGGAGGUUCGGUCACUGCUACUGGCUUCAAUCAGGUGAAUGCUGCUGCCGCUGCUAUGUCGCCUUCUUUGGCUCUGGGCACAUUUGAAAAUCCUUACGAUAUUCAACCACAGCAAGGGGAACAUCAUGGCCAUCAUCAUCACCAUCAACUCCAGGCGCAGCUCUUGCUCCAGCCACAACAACCACAUGCACACCAGCAGGGCCAGCAGACCCAGCCGCAGUCUAAGCCAGAAAGCGAGGAGGGUAGAAGUGUUGGUCCAUCUUGUUGAUAUUUUCUUUCCAGAAGCUCUUUAACCUUCCCGCUUUUUCAUUUAACUGAGUUUCAUUCUAGGUCGUAUCUGCCUACAAGUGAGAGAGAGAUCUAGAGAGAGGUUCCGAAGUCAAUAUUUUUUGGGGGUUUCGAAGAAGACUUUCAGGAGAGAUACAUUUUACAAACGUAAGAUCUGCAUUGAUCUUCGAGUACAGUCUUUUGUUUUUGGUUAUAUAUUUAUUUUUUUCCGGAUGAGCAGUACUGACGGUUAAUCUUUAUGUAAAUCGGAAUUUGGGAAGCUCAUGUUCAGUUUCUAGCAUUCGUUGCAAAUAAUAUUUAUAAUGCAAUAGUACUUGCUGGUA
Juglans regia (Persian walnut) is the source of this 1660-nucleotide messenger RNA. RefSeq names its product LOB domain-containing protein 36-like. The record is from RefSeq and is a predicted model, not a curated record. Bases 331 to 1317 code for a protein of 328 amino acids. NCBI's taxonomy places the organism in Eukaryota, Viridiplantae, Streptophyta, Magnoliopsida, Fagales, Juglandaceae. The transcript is spliced from 3 exons.